UAUCUAGCGCUGACCUGAGAGCCCGAGCCUAGUCACUAGUGAUUACAGCGAAUCAAGUCAAUUGACAUUUUGGGCUAUCAUGCUAGUUCCGAGCGAUGCUUAGGAGGAUAUAAAACCCCUAGCCGGAGCAUUGGCUUGUCAGGAAUCAGCUCGCAUCCAGUCACCUGCUUCAAACGACCAAUCAAGCCAAAUUGCAGUCAAGGCUGCGUUUUCAUCAGCGCGGUGCAGCUGGAUGCAAUGGAUCUUAUGGGCUGUUUGAGAUGGUUAUGCAUAUAAUUUGAAUUGUGCUAGGGGAUUUAGUACGAAUAGGGAUCGAUCAUCAUCAAUGUCCCUUGAAGUGAUUGGACCUAGUCCCCAUACUAAGAUAGAGAAGCUGUUGAGCGUUGGGCCCCAUGAAGUGGCAAAGCACCACCAGUCGCUUCUUCCCAAAACCGAGGCUGUAACGACAAAGCAAUCACACUUGUCAUUAACGCCACCCGCUGAGCACCAGACCACACUAUACAAACGCUCAUCAUCAGCAUGGAAUACAAUCUCGUGGAAGCUAGAGAUACUUAGCUGGAUCGGCAGUCUCUGCCUCUUUAUUGCCAUAAUUGUCGUAUUGAAAGUCGUGGACGGGACGUCCACUGCCGGAUUUACAGCAUGGCAUCCCGCCCAACGCAAUCGUCGGGUUGUUGGCCACCUUUGGGGAAUUUCUUUUGAUUAUGCCCGUGAGAUCCGCCCUUGGGCUGAUGAAAUGGCUCCGAUGGCUUCAAAAGCGGCCAAUGGUCAAUUUCCAGGAUUUCGAUCAAGCGAGUCGAGGGCCAUUAGGAAGUACAUUACUUAUGGCUGGUCGAGAGGCGGGGCCCUCGGCAUGGGCACUCCUAAUAAGAUCCCUGUGGAAUUGACUCAUCCUAGACCACUCGGAUCCUUUGGCGCUUCUCUUAUUAUCGUUGCGUUGGGUAUCAGCGCAUUUACUCAGCAGCCGUUGAAAUACGACACUGUCUACCCUCAUACCGACGAGGCUUAUAUGCCAAUUGCACAGUUCAUGAACGACGGUUUCGACACCGAAUUGCUAGCCGCGCCUGAUAUUGCAUUAUUUAGUCCUGCACAUACAAACUUUACAGCAGCUUUUAUUUCACGUGGUGGUGGUAGUAGUAGUAACUGUACUUGGGAAUCGUACCAGACGUUAGGUGUUCGCAGCACAUGCAAAGAUUUGUCGUCCAGUCUCAACAUGAGCAAAUAA
Molecule: messenger RNA, 1222 nt
Organism: Talaromyces stipitatus ATCC 10500
Lineage: Eukaryota; Fungi; Ascomycota; Eurotiomycetes; Eurotiales; Trichocomaceae
Exons: 6
Coding region: 326-1222 (298 amino acids)
Source: RefSeq, a predicted model, not a curated record